AUGUCGACCGCUCGCGCUUUCGUAACCCGCACCCUGCUUCCCGAGGCGUUGGGACAUCAUCCGGGAGGUUGCGACGUGACCGUGUGGCCGGAGGAAACGCCGCCAUCGGUCGAGGAACUGCGCCGGCACUGCGGUGAUGCCGACGGGAUUUCUGACCACCAUCAUGGACCGCGUGGACGCCGACCUGCUGGACGCGGCCCCACGCUGCGGGCGAUCAGCCAGUUGGCGGUGGGUCUGGACAACGUCGAUGUGGCCGAGGCAACGCGGCGGGGCAUCCCGGUGGGCUAUACGCCCGGAGUGCUGGCCAAGUCUACCGCCGACCUGGCGAUGGCUCUGUUGCUGGGCGCGGCGCGGCGCACGUCGGAGAGCGAACGCUGGUUGCGCGGCGGCGGCUGGCAGAUCCAGUUUCACCCCACCCACUGGCUGGGACAGGAUGUGCAUGAAGCCUGCCUGGGCAUUGUCGGAUUGGGUCAGAUCGGCCGUGAGAUCGCCAAGCGCGCCGGCGGGUUCGACAUGGACAUCGUGUACCACUCGCGCACCCGGUAUCCUGAUGCCGAAGCGGAGCAUGGCCUGCGCUACGCCGAGUUUUCCCGACCUGCUGGCGCAGGCCGAUUUCGUCGUUCUCAGUGUGCCGCUGACUCCGCAACGCAUCACCUGAUCAGCGGUCCGCAACUGGCGAUGAUGAAACCCUCGGCCAUCCUCAUCAACGUGUCGCGGGGCCGGUGGUCGAUCCGGCGGCGCUGUACGAGGCGCUGCGCGACGGGCAGAUCGCGCGGGCCGCCCUGGACGUGA
Molecule: messenger RNA, 792 nt
Organism: Geodia barretti
Lineage: Eukaryota; Metazoa; Porifera; Demospongiae; Tetractinellida; Geodiidae
Source: the annotation of a GenBank genome assembly